Messenger RNA from Nothobranchius furzeri (turquoise killifish), 2783 nucleotides. RefSeq names its product G-protein-signaling modulator 3. Gene Ontology annotation, molecular function: protein binding; GTPase regulator activity. The record is from RefSeq and is a predicted model, not a curated record. Lineage: Eukaryota; Metazoa; Chordata; Actinopteri; Cyprinodontiformes; Nothobranchiidae.
UGUGUGUGUGCGUGUGUGUGUGUGUGUGUGUGUGUGUGCCAGCUGACAAAGAUUUCUUUCGAUGGAGGGACACCGUGACACAGAAGAAAAGAAACCAGAGAAAACAGGAGAGUAGGGAAAGAGGAGGAGAGGCAUCGGACAGAAUAAAUGCAGGUGUAACGGAAAGACCCACCCCCCAUCAGUGAGGUCCGCACCUCCACCACACCACCAUGGAUGAAAAUAAUACCUAUUUUACACCCUCCAGAUCUUCAGCUGCUCAGCAGAAUGAGGCAGUAGCCAAACAGCCUCCAUGUCCUCACCAGAAUGAUUUUGUAGAACAACAAUCAGAACGCCAGAGUCCCAGUAAAAGCAAGACCUCAACAUCCACUUCACCCUGCAGAACCCUCAAGACUCCUUCAGCAGGUUCUAGAUCUGAAGGAGAUUCUGGUCCCAGCAAACCUUGGGCUCAGAACCUCAGCUCAGCCUUAGCUUUCAGAACCAGAAUCACAGCCUUCAAGAGCAAGGUCAGUAGCAGAAACCAGGAGGAACCAGAGGCGCUGGUGGACCUGAUUCUUGAGUCUCAGAGUCAGAGGCUGGAAAACCAGAGAGCAAACUUCAGCCUGCUGCCUGAUCCAGGACCAGCUGCCAUCUGUGGAGCCUGCAGUUCUGAUCAGACUUCUGUUCCGGGUCUGGACUUUUACUACAUGCUCAUACAGUUUCAGUCUGACAGGAUGGAGGACCAGAGAUGCUCCCUUCCACACCUGGAUGAUGUCAUCGGUCUGGCUGCUGAGGGACAGGAGGAUUUCUUCAGUUUGAUCCAGAGAGUCCAGUCCAGAAGGAUGGAUGAGCAGCGAGCCUCAAUGGUGCUGGACACCAAGGGAGAAGGAGAGCCGGCUGUCUCUGCCCACCAAGUUCACAUCACCAUCGCUGAUGAAGACGAGUCAGCUCGUUAGGAUCACCUGUGAAUCCAAAUGAAUGGAUCCUCUCUGUCUCUCGCUGAUGUCACUCAUGAGAUGCAGUUUACUCAACUGCACAAUAAUCCAAGUCAGGACUGAAAAUGGCGUGAGUCUUUGUGUUCCUGUUACAACCUGGAUGUCCUGAUACACAUGAGCUGCAUCAGUAGAUGGUCAGUUGUAGGCUGACAAAUAUGCAAACAGCAACUCCCAGAAUGCACUUCAGCUUCUAACUGGCUGGCAGCUUUAGCUAAAAGAAAUUCCCAUGUGGAUUUUGAAUUGGGCUGCGUUUGAAAUGUCCACUCAUUCACAAAGUCAGUUCUCCUCACCCAAGUUGGUAGACACCUUGGACAGUUCUCCAGUUUAUCUCAGAGACACACAGAGACAAAGUCACCCCAUCUGUCCUCUAAAUAUGUCCACUAAUGUACCCUUCUCAUGUGUCCACCACAUAGAGCUCAUCGUAGGGGACGGUCCUGCGUUCAGCACAAGUAUCCCAUGAGUAAACAGGACAAUGAAUAGUAAUAACCAUCAAUUGUCACCCUCCAAGACAUUUAUUCACACAACUUAGCAAUGAGUCUGAUAGUAUUUAUAAUCAGUCCAGAACCAACAGUUAAAUACGUUUAGAGAAGAGGCUGAUUCUGAGCUAUGAUUUGUAGAAGUCAUUCCCAUCAGGUUGGACAACAUCAACAUUUGAACUGUGUCAGACUUAGUGACAUUUGAAUUGUUUUUAACUUUUAUUCUGAACAAUUGUUUAAACAUGUUUCACUAAUGUUUUUCCACUCAGAAGAGGAGAUGAAACACGUCCCAGCUGGGAUGUCAACAACAAGAUGAAAACUCAGAAAACUGGUAUGCUCUGUUGACUCAUGCUGCAAUGCAUCAUGGUCAGUUUCUACCAGAGGAAAAUUUACCCCAACCCCAAAUAGGAAGUGAGUGGAUGUUUGCAACACCGCCUAAGUUUCAUACUAAUGUAGCUAAAACCACCCAACUCUGGUGUCUGGCUGAAAGACAGCAUGGGUCAUGUAGUUCAUGAAACAACCGUAGAAUGUGGACUUUUGACCAAGUUUAAAGGUGCGGAACACUAAAAAAACAUUUCUUUUAUGAUUAUUUCUGAUCAUAGUCAGUCAAGCUGAGUUUUUCAUGCAGUCUGAAGAUAGUCUCCUACACAUAUCUCCUGUGGUAGCUUCUGAUAGAAAACGAACGAUGAAACAUUCAGAUUUGAAAAUCCUGACAAAUCUAUGUCACACUGUCACUUAACAAUCAUGGACUCAACCAUCUUGACUCCCAAUGGGGAGCUGGGGAGGUUGGUUUAGCAUCCAGGAAACAGCAGAGAACAUCUGGACUAGCAGAAUCUAACCGUUAGCAUUAGCAACUCCACCACAUGGCAGAAGCUGCUCCAGGCUUGUGUCGUUUGUGGAGAUAAAACAUCAAUGUUGCAGAGCAAAUGGAGUAAAGUCCCGCUGCUGUGAUCCAAUCAGAGGCGAAAGGUCCAGUUAUCAGGAAAUAAGACUCUAAAUCCCGUCGUGUUCAGCCUCUCUCCUCCAGCUGACUCCUCCAUGAUGAUACAGGUGCUUCUGGGCUGUUUUGCCCUCGAGUGUGAUUUACAUUCCUACUAGACCACUGCAAAGGUAUUCAUUAAAUGAGUUCAACAUAUUUAAAGUGUUCCUGUGACAGUCUUGUUUGUUUUUUAUUUUAUUUUUUUAACAAAUUUAGAAGAUAAAUACCGUACAGAACAGAUAGUCACAGGUAGAAAUGUUUGUCAGAGACUCUGAACUGCCAGCCAAUGGGCAUCAGUUUUGUGGAUUUUUCUUUCUUUGCUUUGGAUAAUAAAGUUGUUUAAUUUCUUUUAAAACA